Molecule: messenger RNA, 11016 nt
Organism: Pecten maximus
Lineage: Eukaryota; Metazoa; Mollusca; Bivalvia; Pectinida; Pectinidae
Exons: 40
Coding region: 87-10241 (3384 amino acids)
Source: RefSeq, a predicted model, not a curated record
GUUAUGGCGGCUGUUUAGAACAAGAACCGACACGAUGUGAGAGAAUAACAUUGGGAUUUAAUGCCCAUUUCUGAGAAAAGGGAAAGAUGGAUAUCAAACUUGAGGUAUUAGCCUCAAGUAGCAUAAAGCGUAAUAAGCCUUGGCCUAAAAUACAAUGGAUUGGACAGGAGCACGAGAGUUUGUUUAUGCUAGAUAAUGAGUUCCACAGAAUCAGUGUACUCUAUGUACCAUCAGGAAAAACAAAGAAGAAAGUACCAAGAUUGUCUACAUUAGUGGACAGCACAAUAUGUGUUGGAACUACAAGAGAUGGGGCUUAUUUGAUUGGACUGACUCACCAUGGUGACAUAUUCUUUUGGCACAAAGACAGAGACAUUCUCAAGACCAUCCGUGGCCUUGCUGGCAUAGUUUCAUCUGAGGAACUUCAACAAGAGCCAUGCAGACUGUUUGCCUCAGUAGACUGUCAGUACUUUCUACUAGUCAUUGGAACACAGAAUGUUUUUGUCUGGAAGACCGAACAGAGUGAAGAUAUCUUGGAGUCCAAACUUCCAGAAGUCCAGGGGUCAUGGAACAAAGUUGCUAUUCCAAACAACAUAGAUAUUCCAGCAUCUUGUCUAGAAUGUGCUGAGUGUUCUAUAGAUGCUGUGUUUUUUAACCAUGAGAGUCUGGGGAACUGCUGUCAGAUGUCAGUGGUGUAUAAUAAGGAACAGAGCCUGUGUAUCGUCUCCCUUCUGCUGCGGUUUGGUACAGCUGCUGAUUUCUACUCCAGCAAGUCAGCACCAUUCCAGGUGGAAUGGACUGUGAUCCAGUACCCUUUCAAACACAUCCAUCCCUCAUAUGAGCCAAUUCAGUCCAGAGGAGCUUAUGUCAACUGUUAUGCUAACAAUGGUCAGGUAGUGGCGGUAGCAGCUAACCAGAACACACCAGGCCACAGUAGCAUGUUGUUUGUAUCUCCCCUCACAGACACUGUCAUGGUGUCCGAGAUGAAGGGAUGUGGGGUCAGAGAUCGUUAUUCUAAGAUGGGAAGUAUGUACUGGUUACGUGAGAUGACUUGGACCUAUGAUGACUUGUUCCUAGCCUGUAUUAUGAAUAGUGGUGGUGUGUGCCUCCUCAGUCGACUUGGGGAGCCAAUGUUCAUCAGGACUUUUGGACAAUCCAUAGAAUUAGGCCCUGCCAACUUUCUCCCUCUUCAUCCAUGUCAAUAUAUCAGCAAGAGAGAUGAUCCACAGUCUUCACCCAUCCACCAGCCAAACACAAACGAUGAUCCAAUGAGACAGAGAUUUUCUGUUUCUACACAUCCCAGUCUUCCCAUAAUCCUCUUUUCUGAUGGUUUCAUGGUAACCAUAGCUCAGCUGCCAACAGACAUGACCUGUUUGACAUUGAUGAGAGAUUUUGUCCUGUUUUCCUCCAAACAUUUGAAGAACAUGGCAAACAACGAGAAUCUGGCUCUGACACUGGCAGAUGCAUAUGGAAUGCCGUCUGCUAGAGAAGAGAAAUCAGCUAGAUCUGUCAGAGACAGAAAGAAGAUUCAGUUUGAAGUGCCAGAUGGAAACUUGAACACAACACAGGAGAGUGAGACCAGCUUCUUGGAUGAUCAGCAGGAUAUGUUUCAAGGCCUCACCGCAGGAAAGAUUGCAUUUGCAGAGACAGAAAUACCCGUGAUAGAUCCUACAGACUUGUCUGGACUAGACCAACUCAGCACCAUGUCCAAACAACUGGACAUUGCUGAGAACUGUCUGUUUAGUGCUUGGAAACUGACAGUAUCUUAUUAUGAACCAUGGACAGCAGACACUGAAAGUGUAGCAAAAAUCAUAUGUAAAAAUCUCACAAAACUGUUUGCAGUGCUUUUGGAAUGUCCAGGUGUGGAAAAAGUUCUAAUGGAGUAUCGUAAAGUUUCUCCGUCUGCUCAGAAUCCACGCCUCUCCACUCUAAUUAAUAUGUACAGAAAGUGUAUGGAACUGUUGCGAUUUGACAUAAUCAACCAACAUUUGAUGCCAGUUACGCUCCGAUUCAGUCACCACACACUGAACCUGGUGUUAAACAGCAGUGAGCUACAGAUAACAGAUCCUCGAUUAAAAACUCUGUCUGGGUGUUAUGCCUUGAUGAAGUUUACAGAGACGAUUCUUAAUCGUGUCUACAUCUGGGUGCCCAAGGAUGUCGUGUGUAGUGGCCUACCUCCAGAGUCGAGGAAUGAACAAAAACACACUUACGAACCAGCAAUCUUAGUGAAGUCCCAGCUGUCACCACGUUCUGUUGGCAAGGAGAUCCGGACAAGGAGCCAAUCAGAAAACACUAGGGGCGUGGUAUUGGACCAACAGUCACAACUUCCCGGCAGAAGGUUGUGUGCUAGCUGGAAGUUACUGUACAAGGCUAUGGUUCAGCACCACACACAGCUCCAGGGUACAGCUGGCCAGCAGAAACAGGCUGAACAGCUCGGGGGACUCAUCUAUACCAUCCAACAGACCAUCCAGGAUGUUGAGGGGGAAUUCGUAAAACCCCCAACCCCCAGGGUCAAUCAGGGAGACAGACUGAGUAUGGAUGGUGAACACACUAUGGCUAUAGAAGCGUGGAUAGCUCAGCUAUCGAAGAUGUCAGACCACCCGGAGGAUGUCCAACAGAUGAGUCGAAUUCUGCACUCUGUUUUGUAUACCUACAUCAUUAAGGGACAGCUGGCCAGAGGCCUGGACUUUGUGGACAGUCUAGUGAUUCAGGCCAAAGUGAGCACAUCUGUAUCUGAGCAGGAUGACCACUCUCUUAUGAUGACCAUUGUCACUCAUUCUCUCAAGAAGUCCCUAGAAGGAAACCAGAUGGUGCCUUGUAUACGUAAUCGCUGUAUCAGACAGUUGGUACAGACCAUGGCCAGGUUUAUGGCUGCCUACUUCAGUAACCAGACCAUCUAUGUGUUCCCUCCCCACAACCCUCAGUCCCUGCCUGUAAUGCAUAUGGGGCCUGUACAACUCAGUAACAGAAUCCUUCCUAAGUACCAUGAAGACAUCACCAACUUGGUGCGACAGGAGGGACUGAGUCAGACCUGGACCACAGAGAGGGUGGUGGAGUACCUCCUCCUCAGCGGCCUUGUGUGUGAGGCUGUCUGGUUUGCUGACAAGAUGGGGGAUUGGAAGGCAGCUUUCCUGCUCUCUGUGGCCUGUACUACCCAUCACUUAGUGUCUCCAAGGCUUUACAAGAAAAAGAAGAGGCCCCUGAUGCUGCCAGAGGAGCUCAGUCCCACUGCCAUACUACAGGGCAAGCUCGAGGCCCUGAUCCACCUUGACAAACGCAAGACCGGAGCUACUGUUAAACAGGAGGAAAAACGAGACUUCAUCCCCAUUGAUAACGAGACCAACCUUGUGCAGCUGACACGGACAGUUGAGGAUAUACUGACUGCUGGGAUCAUCAGUAAUGUAGAGACAGUGCCAUGGCUGUUGUCCAGUCUGGUGGACAGACUCAAACAUGUGGUGUCGAACUUCUCUCCGCUGGUACCCAAAGAUUUCUACCUGCCUGCCCCUCCUGUGUAUUGUCCACAGCCCUCUGAGACAGAAAAGGAGACUGGAGGUUCCCACGAAGCUCAGCGAGAGAAGCGACUACGUUUUCAAAUCUCAUCAUUGGUACAGCUGAUUCUGGUGAUUAUGGAAGCAUCUCAUGUUUCUCUUCCAGCGGCUCGCUGGUACAUACAGGAAUUGUCUAAAGCUCAGACCAAGGCUCAACAAUUCAAGGCAACAACUGAGGGACCCUGUCUGGAACUCCCUGAGGUUUUAGAACAGUAUAAACAAAAAAAGUCUGGAUUCAGUAAGAUGCAGAAAGAAAGAUCUGUGCGGCAGGUUGUCAACAGUUUCCGUGAUUUCUGUACCAUUCUGUGGCUGCUGCAUUCUCGCGACAGAAUGUCCAAGCUCCUGCGACAGCGAGAGGAACGUAUGAAUGAUGUCAAAUACGAGGAUUAUAUGAGGGAAAGCUGGGAAUCUAAAGAAGGGGAGAGUUGGGUGAAAGAUUGCUUCAGUAACCUACAGUGGGCUGUCCACAUGGCCGCAUUCAGUCGAUUCUUGCCAGACGAGGGAUGUGUGUACAAAAUCAUGCUCUCCCUCCUCUUCGAACUCCCUGCGAAUGAAGACACAGCUGACAUACUAGCAGAGUUCUUUUACGAUCCUGACAAUUUGGAUGCUGAAGUUCAGGAAAAACUGGACAAGUUACUUGCUGUGUGGCAGGGUGUGUUUAUAGAGCCUGAAGAUGAUGGAAAGUCUGCAAGGCCAGACACUUCCAUUGAUAACAAUGAUGACGAUAAUGAAGGAAGGAAGUCGGUUACAUUCUUACAAGUGUCACCAAGGGGGAAAAUUCUGUCAGUAUAUUUCUUCAAACAGUGUGAAGUUGUCAUGAAAGUGAUGAAAAAGAAAUCUAAAAUCUUUGGUAAGUUUGAAGAAUUUGUUUAUGACCGGUCUGGCAAAAUUAAUAAAACAGACAGUUUGAAAGGAAACGGCCACAAAAGUAAGAAUGGAUACCAUAUAGGAUGUAGACCUUUUGAAACUAAGACAUCUUACCUGGAGUUUUUAGACAGUUUCUUUGACAUCUCGUUUACAAAGAUCCUGGACACUGAUACUGAUCAACACAAAUCCUUACCCUUAUUAUUGCCGUUCUCAGAAGAAAUAUGUGCCAGACAGUUUCAUGACAUGGAUGUGAAAUCAGGGACAACGAUGCACAGUCGCCAAUGCUUGGUUCCCAUGACGCCUCCUCACAGAGCUGUCAAACGAACACAGAGUGAAUCGGUGCUACAGUACAAGGGGUCUAAGAUUAAUCCCGGAUUCUACAGAAGUGCCAGCGCAGUUGAACCUAAUACAGGGGUGGGUAACUCCUCCGGACCUCCAAGCAGCAGGCAACAGUCCUCUCCACGUGGUCGAGGAAACAUGACUGACUUGGCAUCAAAGUUUGCACAGUCUGAGGAUGCUCUGUACAAAGACUCGGCUGCACAAGAUGACACAAGGGUGUUACUGGAUGUGGAUUUUGGGACCAAGUACCAUCACUUGCAGAAUCUGCUAGACUGGCUUUCUCACUGGGGUGAUAAGAAUCAUUCUCUUGGCCUCCACUGGAAAAGAGAGAAAGACUUGGAAUUCCGGCCUACUAUGAAGAUAAAUGUUCCACCUACUCUAGUCAUACUGGGUCUCUGGUUGGUUGAAAACAAGUACACACCUUCCAAGAAAACCCAUAAGGCAAGUCGUAGUUCUGAGGGACAAAACCUGUCUGUCAUUGAGGAGGACACUGUUAGGACCAAUAGGUCAGAUGUGGAGGCAGCAAUGAUCCAACAGACACAAGUCAAACAGGUCGAGGUACCAACAGGGUCAAUAAGAGUACGAAAGGACAAAGGUCAAAGGUCACCCGUCAGACAGGACCUUGGCAUGUCAUCAAGUAUGAGAAGUUUCUCUUCACAUCACACAGAGAAUGAGUAUGACCUAGAAACAGAGGAGGUGCACACAGCAUAUGAGAGAGUUUUAGAUGGUGACACCAAAGAAGAUAGUAGUUCCCUUGAAGUGAGUUCACUGGGUACAGAUGAAUAUGAACCAGAAAUGCGUCAGACUCUGUCCAUCAUCCGAGGUGCUGGCCCCCAGAGGUCGCGGAAGUCACUCCGACACACCAGUCCUGAUCAUAAUCUGUCCUACCUGAACAGAAUCCACAACUUCCAGUCUCCAGACAGACAUAACCAGCGCUCUCCUAACACCAGUACACCCAAAUCUCAACGGUCCAUGCGACGUACUGGCUCCCCUGGAGCCAGGUCGUCUAAGAGACCUCCCCAGGGAGAACUGGGAGGAGACCUCGCCUCACAGUUACAAGGCAUAGUCAGGUCGGAACUGCGUAGGAUAAUGGAGGUACAACACACCAACAUGCUGGCUAUGAUGGGUGCACUGGAUGACCAGGACUAUUCACAGUCCCCACCCCCUCGGAGAUAUCCUCGUAGGCCACAGUCACAGUCCCCAUCUCGUGGGGAGAGGAGGACAACAGAGAACCGCGCCACAAGCCCUAUUAGAGGGUCAAGGGGUAAUAGUCUUGACCGUAGCACCAUGAGAAUAGAGGAGCUUGAUCGUACAGAAAGGUCAGGAAAGAAGGGGUCAGUCAGAGGAGCCCUAACAGAGUUAAGGAAUUUACAAGGCAGUACUAGUCAGUCCAGGGCGAGGUCUGGGAGUAGGUCACCUACAAGGAAAGAAAACCUGGAUCGGUCAGCCAGAGACAUGUCAGCAUCAAGGUUAGGAGGUCGAGACAGAAAAACUGAAGUUAAAGAAAACAUUAAUGUACAGCAUUCCCAGCAACAUAGCAGUGAACCAAUUCACUUUAUUCCGAAGUUUUUACGUAUUCCAGCUGAGAGGGAUCUGAAUGAGGACCAGGUACGACUCCCAAGGAUUCCCUCUCAGGCCUGGAAGGAGAAGGACGAUGAGUAUGCAGAUAAACCAGCAGAAAACAUCAAUAUUCCCCUCCUCAAUGUGUAUGGAGCACAUGCUCCAUCUAGAUUGUUCCCAGGGGUAAACAGAUUCCCUGGUGAACAGCUUCCCCAUGUAACCUCACAGUACCCACCAUAUGGACCCCCUCCUCAGUACUUUGAGAGUUACAUAGAUCCAGAUCAACAAAAUACUGACCAAUCUAUUGGUAUUCCACUGUUAAAGAUGCCAAAUGAAACAAAACCCUUUCUGGGGCCCCGUCCAGAACCCACCUUUGGAAGGCUAUUGGCUCCACAUCUGAUUCUGGGCAGUGAACAAGAGAGGCACCAACAGGAGAUGGCCAAGCAGAAACAUACCAGGGAAUUUCACAGACAACAGGUUGAGAAUUUGGAAGAGUUAGAUAAACAAAGGUUUGGGGAGAAUCUUCUCCACAUAAAUUUGAAGCACCAGGAACUGAGAGAACGGAAGGAAGAAGAAGCAAAAUCAAGGAAGAAAAAACAGAGAAAUAGAAUAUUGCGGUCUGAAUCUCCAACAGAAUCUGAAUCCAGACGUACUACACCAAGAAAGGUGGUCACACCGAGAGCAGUCACACCAAGAAAGGUGGUCACGCCAAGGAAGACUAUCACCCCUCGUAAUAGGGGCACUGAGGGUGAAGAUGAGGAGGAGAUAGAGGAGGAAGAGAGUACAGAUGUUGUCGAGACUGGUGACGACAUAGAUGAGACCUUAGAAGAGGAGGAUGACUCAGAAAAUAUUCAUGAUGGUUAUGCUUUUAAACCAGGUUCAUUUGAUAACUACCUUGACCUUGAUGAGAAGUUGGGUCCUGAGUCUGACACCAAUGCCAGGAUACAGUACAGAACGGCCAUGAUCCUGAAAAAACAGCGACAGAAACGCAAAAAGGUUGACUUCUCAACCAAUACCACAGAGUAUGCUGAUAUGGGCACAGAUGCUGACGAGGCAUUUGAGAGUGUCAGGACUGCAGAGGCGGCUACCUCUAUCACUAAAGAUACAGGUGUUGACCCGAUCCAGGAGGCUAUAGUAGAGUACAACAGGGCACGACAGGGUACCGCCUUACCCCCAGACAUUUAUAUGGGACUUCGGUUCGGGGAUGGGGAGAACCAACCUAUGUCAGACGUAGCUCCUGAUGGCAAGCAGGGUAAGCCGAAAGGUCGUUCAUACCUCAACGUGGUAGACCUUGAUGCUGCAGCUGUCCUAAAAGAUCUCCGAGCCAUCAGAGAUGAGGAGAAGGUGCAGGAAGAUUUAAGUUUACUUCCAACCUCUGAAACAUUGUCUGCCAGAGGUCGCCAACAGGGUCAGGACUUUGGGAAUCUCGAAUCCUCCCUGAGAGAAGCUCUGGAGCCACGUGCACCAGUCCGGCCCUUCAGACAAGACGCUGUCACUGUCAGUAUGUUCCAGCAGCAUGUUGGUGCAGGUGGAGAAAGGGUGUCUGUGGCAGUGAUGCCACGUGACAGUGUGGUGGACACUCGUGCGGGAAUAAUACAGCGCCUGCGAGAUAUGAACAGCCAGGCACUGGCCAUCGACCAGAUGUCCACUAAAAUUGAAAGGGACUUCCAGACGACACACAUGAUGUUGGACACAUUAGAGAACUUAGUGGAGGCAGAUGAACCCCAGGAGAGGGACAGGAGUCCUUCGCCAUCUGGUAAAGCUAGUGCUAGAUCUGAAAAAGCCAGUUCAAGGAGUCGUAGUCCAGGAUCAAAAGUGUCUCAUCGGUCUCCAGAGGCUACAGCUCGCUCCUCUAGUCGUAGUCCUGGGCCCAAAAUAUCUCAUCGGUCACCAGACGCUACAGCACGCUCAGCAAGGACAACAGCUCGCUCAGAAAGAAGUCAGCGUGGACAAAGCCCUGAUCUGGUUGGUGUGUCCGGUCUCUCUGGAAUCAGUGACAUUAUCGGAGACAUGGUCCAGCGUGGUGAAAUUGACCUGGAGGAUGCGGGAUACACACCUAAAGAGGCAGAGGAGUUUGCCAGGAAGGUCAAACUGAGUGCGAGGAGUGGGCGGUCACCAGACAGGGACCUCCUACAGAAAAGUCUGGAGUUGCUGGAGAAGAUGGGUGACAAGGUGAAGUAUGGAAAAGAAGAAGAGGAUGUGGAAAGGAAGGAAGAAAUCAGAGCCUGGAUGAAGGAGAAACGAUCUACUCGUCAGGAAGAAUACUUACGAAAGCUGGCAGAGCUGCGAGAACGAGAACAUAAACCAUUCAAACCAGGCCAAGAUACCAGCUUUAGGGGUCCUGCAAAUGAAUUGAAAAAGGAUAGGAAAGUAACAGGAAAAGAAAAUAUGGACAGGCGUAUGGAUGAGGCUCAGAGCCUGAUAGCUGACAUCAUUACUGAUAAACCUAAACUCCCAAAACAAGUUUUAACAAGAGAAAUAAGUCCCAAGCGAAGUCGACUGUCCCAGGCUAGAACAGACUACAGUCCCCAACGUAAGACUGUGACUCUGUCUCCAACUCAGUCAAGGAGACAAGUCGGUCCACAAAGACAGCCUGUCCAACAUUCUCCUGACCGCAGGGAGACAAGUCCUAAGAGACAGACAGUUACCAUAACAACAGACAUGCCCACAGAGUACAAGCCAGGGGUAACACAGAGUAGUCGACGUAUAGCGUAUGAUGAUCUCCCAGCCAAUCCUGUCAAGAGACAGGGAAUCAUGAAGCCUGCUAGGGACUACAGUCCUCCUGAGGUCAGACAUAUUCCUCCUGGAGUCCCAAGGCUGCAGCUGAUAGACUCAGGAGAAAUCUUACAUAAAACCAUGGAAACCACAGGUGGUGAGAUAUCUGCCUAUGCCAAGGCUGUUGAGGAAAUGGAGGUGACUAAAAGUGAUGACAUGUUUAUGUCUGAUCGAUUGGUACCUUCUCCUGAACCACAGCAACCUCAGUACAAACCCAAGCCUUUCCACAAGAUGGUGAGGGUUCAGAGGCCGGAGCUGACUAGGAAGUACCGUGAGGCUAAGGUCACACCUGUGGUCACAGAGGCAGACAUCAGAGAUUAUCAGGAUGAUGACCUAACCACAUCCAGAUCUUGGACUGCAUCAAAGGAACUGACCAUAGAGGAAAAACAGAAAAUUUACGGAUCUAAGAGGUUACCUGCUCCUAGUAGAAUCCCUGUUGCAUCUCCAAGAACAGUAAAGACCUAUACAGAGAGGCUGCAGGAGAUGAAGUCCAAACAGCCAGCCUUCACUCAGCCUAUCAUGCCUCGCUCUCACCGACCUGGCGGAGGUUCAGUGAGGAGUUCACAGGUGACCAGUGUCUCCCGGAGGAAGACUGGGCCCCCACACAAGCCACUCAACUAUGUGGAACGGCUACAGAAACUCAGUGAGGGUACUCACAAGCCUAGAGCUGCCACCGGCAGGGUGAAGACUGCCACUUUCAUGAGGUCACACAAGCCUAUCCACAAACCAAAGACAUAUGCAGAACAGCUACAGUCCCUACAACCUAAACCUGUUAAGAAGAUUUCACCAGCAAGAGGUCAGACCCGAAUGCGCCCAUAUGCUGACCCAUACAGAGCAGGAGAGGGAGACUCCGUAUUAAGUGACUGGUCAAUGGACGAUGAUGUCAAACGUUUACUGUACGAGGAUGAUGCUAGCUCAGCAAUGCCUGGGCACUCUGUUGAUCAUCCCAUGUCCCGAAUGUCUGGCAUGGAAUACCCAAUGUCUGAAGGUGUGUCAGACUAUUAUGAUGUGAUUAUGGACAGUAACGAGUAUGUGGAGUCGGUAGACAUUGAUGAAAUUAACAGAAUUGCUUACGCUGCAUCUGUGAGCUCAGGAAGUGUUAUGAGCGUCAUUGAUUGGGACGCCAUUGACAACCUCAUCUCUGAUGUGAAGUAGAGAUGUGAUCACUCGGAGAAACACUGGCUUGUCAUUCUCACCACCCAUGAUGGUUUUACUGAUGGAAACUCAUAUACAAACAUUGACAAUUAUUUAAGAUGUUACUACCCAUAUAAUGAGCUGCAAAUUUAAGAUCUGCAUUAUUGUUAUUAUCAAAGCUAUAUAUGUACAACCUUGGUCAGAUAAGAGAUGAGAUAAUGUUUACCAGGUUGUCAUGGGAUGAUGUUUACCAGGUUGUCAUGGGAUGAUGUUUACCAGGUUGUCAUGGGAUAAUGUUUACCAGGUUGUCAUGGGAUAAUGUUUACCAGGUUGUCAUGGGAUAAUGUUUACCAGAUUGUCAUGGGAUGAUGUUUACCAGGUUGUCAUGUACUUAGGGAGUAUAACUGAGUUUGAUAUCUGACAGCCGACUGCCUACUGGGCAAUGGCAUUAAACUAUCUGUGAUAUAUAAAUAGAUAUACAUAUCAGACCUACUGUAGGAUAUAUAGAUAUAUAGAUAUACCUAUCGGACCUAAUGUAGAAUAAAUAAAUAUACCUAUCAGACCUAAUGUAGAAUGUAUAGAUAUAUAGAUAUACCUAUCAGACCUACUGUAGAAUAUAUAGGUAUACCUAUCAGACCUACUGUAGAAUAUAUAGGUAUACCUAUCAGACCUACUGUAGGAUAUAUAGAUAUACCUAUCAGACCUACUGUAGAAUAUAUAGAUAUAUAGAUAUACCUAUCAGACCUACUGUAGAAUAUAUAGAUAUACCUAUCAGACCUACUGUAGGAUAUAUAGA